Molecule: messenger RNA, 2364 nt
Organism: Brugia malayi
Lineage: Eukaryota; Metazoa; Nematoda; Chromadorea; Rhabditida; Onchocercidae
Product: B-box zinc finger family protein
Exons: 17
Coding region: 1-2364 (787 amino acids)
Cellular component (GO): perinuclear region of cytoplasm
Molecular function (GO): transmembrane transporter binding; zinc ion binding; Hsp70 protein binding
Source: RefSeq, a predicted model, not a curated record
AUGGCAUGCUCAUCCUCGCUACUGAUGUUCAAACUAGAGAAUGUGGGAUCGAGAAAUCCACUGGAAUGUCUCAUAUGCGAUCGAGAAUUUUCAUCACCUGUUCGUUUACCAUGUCAGCACAACUACUGUCGUGAAUGCAUCCAGAAUAACAAAACAUGCCCUGUAUGUGGGGCCGCAGUUGAUGGUGAAGUGUGUCCAGAUAAUCUGCUUUCAUUCUUAAUUGAUACUAGUCAUGAAACAGCUGACGUAUGUGCUAACUGUGACCAGAUUUCUCAGCCGAUGCAUUUUUGUGAAACCUGUCAACAGGCUCUUUGUAAUCGCUGCCGGCAUAGUACACAUCAGGCUCGAAUGUUUGCUGCUCACCGAGUUGUACCGCUGGAAGAACGAGCGCGGGUCAAGGGACGCAUGACUUGUGCAAUACAUGGAGAGCCUUACAUUCUAUAUUCAAUGGAAAAUCGUAAUUUAGCAUGCAUUGUAUGCUUUAAUAACGCGGGUUUUGAUUCAAGGCAUCAUCUCGUUCAAAUUGACGCUGCACACAAAAUGGGUUGUGAGAAACUGGACAAGGCAGCUGUCAAAUUGCGCGCAUUUCAAGAUGAUGUUGAUGAACAAUUGCAAUUAAGAAAACGUUUAGUUUCUGAGCUUGCUGAGAGUCACCGUGUUGCUUGCGAGAGCAUUCGACAAACUUGUCAGGAAAUGACCGAUACGUUACUGACAGUGCGAGAUCGUUUGCUAAAAAAACUUGACGAAGAAAUGGCUACACGUAUCCAUCAUUUCCGUGAGCAGAUGAGACAGCUUACGUCCUUGCAGCCAGUUACUCGCCUAUGUUUGUUAAGUGCUUCAAUUUUUUGUUCCUCUGCCUCAAAAUUGGACUUUCUACAAUGUUAUGCAGAUCUGCUCAGAAGAAUUCAGUCACUGAUAUCAAUGCAGUGUGAAAAGCCACAAUAUACUGGUGAUUUAACAGUGGAUAGCCGAGAAGAAUUUAACAGAGCUUUGGAGCCAUUUCUUGGACUCUCUUCGUUUUUGCUAUGCACUAAUGUAAACAGUGGCAGUGACGUAAAUGAAAGGAGUUGUGAAAGUGCAUCUCCUAGGAAUGGUUUCGUAAGACGUUCUGGAUCCAGUGUUGUUAAUGGAUGCCGAUUAUUCUUGAGUAAAUACCAGUUAGUUGUUGAUUUGGCUGGUGCGUUUGGUGAGCAGUUUACUAAAGUGGAAACUCCGCUUCAACAGUAUAGUCAGGAAAUGACAAAACUUGGUAAGAAAGUUCAGGAGUUACAGAGAGAUUUGACGUUGCGGCGAUGUAUUAUUGAGAAAGAUUGUACGAUUGACCUCAUCCGUAAAUGCAAAGAUUUGGAUAUGAGAGUGAGUCAGCAUUCCUCAUUUGUCAAUGAUCUGCAACCUCAAUUACAACAGAUAUGGCAAGAAGAGUUAGAUAGAGUCCGGAGACAGCAAGUUCUGUUCAGAGAAAAAAUUGAGGAAAUAAUAACACUACGUGAUAAGGCACGCCAUAUUGUCAGCGCAGCUAAGCAGCUUGAACCGUACGCUAUUUGCUUAGCUGCUGUAACAUCUGUCAUCGAUCACAAGCGAUGUCACAAGCCAGACCCAGCUCCAAUGGAAAGCAUCUGUCAACAGAUCAAUACUAUUGAACCAGAUAGCCAACAGAGGAUUGAAGCUAUCGAAAAAGAAGAACAAAAUCGUCGUUUAAUACAAGACCAAAAGAAACGAGAAGAGCAAAUGAAAAUUGCAGCAGUUAAAAAAAGUCUAAAAAACACCAAAGAGCAAAGAAAACUAGUGAGGAAAUCAGCUGGUGAUAAUUCUCGUUCUUCGCGUCCGCCACUCGUGAAUAUGAUUCGUGAUCGAAGCCGAGGUGGCACAGACCGAGCAUUAUUGUCGCCUUGUCAACGCCGACAGAAGAGUUGGUUAACUGUUUCAAGGAGUCAGUCUGAUGUAGAAGAAAUGGAAAGUUCAUUAGACAUUUCUUUCGAGUUCUUUGCUAGAUCUCCGACAGCUGAAGUUGAACUCACAAAAACAAAAUACGAGCGUCAUUUUUUUCAUUCCCAAAUAUUUCGUCAUUCAAUUUUGCUGCUAACUGCAUCACCUAUCGAUGAUACUUUACUAUCGUCAAGUUCAUUAGCGGAUAAUAGGAACGUUUCAAAGCAAACAAACGAUUCAGAUUCAAGCAAAAAAAGCAAUGGUACUGUAUUUCUUUGCGAAGAGAAAAACGAAAUGGCUGGUUCAAAAAUUCCUGAUGUCCCAUUCGUCCCAAAGACAAUAUUUUCAAAUUUCAAUAGCUCUAACGCGACACUUGGUACAUACGAAGUACGUGAGAAAAUAUUGAAAAGUUUGAAACAGAGAGUCCCCGUAGAGUAA